AACGCGCACUAAGAUGUUGCACAGACUCAGCCCAAGUGAUCCUUCUGCGAUCGAACGUACAGCUCCUGUAUCCUUCCAUCAGUAUGUUCUCACGGAACGCCACUACAACAGCAAUGAAGAGGAGGGGGGUCCUUGUAAUUUCCGUUGAUUUUUUUUUCAAGUCCCUCGCAACCCCCCUCGGAAGCAGAGGUCGAUGAGCGCCAUCAUAAAUCUAUCCGGCCUGAAACUGUGCCAUGAAAUUAGAGAAGGAUCAAAGCCCCUGCGCACGCUUAAUGCUUUCCCUCCGCGAUGCAGCUGUCGAACUCGCAUUGGCAGCCCUCAAGUAGCGGCAUUCAAACCUGCUACUUUGAGGCUGCUGCACACAUUCCUCCUAGAAUCGAUGAAAAUUAUAGGCUUGGACCACGGAGGCCCACCGACAUAAACAGACAGCUCGAUGAAAUAUCCCGAGAUUUGGCUUAUGUUGAUACCCUUUUGGCGGAACUAUGGCUUCUCCUCUUGCGGUACAAGCAAACAUCUGUAUAUCACUUCGGAGACUUUCUCCCUUCAAAAAAAACCUCGGAUCUUGCAUCCGCCUACCACAGCCAACCCAUCAACGAUACUUGCCCUCAACCUGCUGAUUUCCAGCCUGGUAACGAGGAGCUGGAAUGCCUGUGGCUAUCAGAGGACAGCGAUGGCCCAUGUAGCCACAGGUUCAAAAACAGGAAGGAUUUCAUCGACCACCUCAACCGCUCCCAUGAAGCCAAUGGCACUGCCAAACGCAAAAUUCCCUGCCGUUGGCUUCUCGGUCCUCAUGAUCUGUCGGUGUGUGAGCGUGAAGUACGCCGAGCUGGCUUUUCGCGUCAUAUAGACGUUCACCUUAAAACCACCUUUGCGUGCCCUCAUCCCGGGUGCCAAAAACGUUAUUCCCGUCACGAUGUGCUCCAGAAGCACCUCAAAGUACACACCGAUUGAAUUCCUGGAGUCUCACGACCCCAACGAUACUGUGUUGUAAAGGCAAUACUAUACACGCAAUGCCCAGCUUUUUUCAACUAUUCAAUAGAGGAGUCAGAGGUCGGCGAGUCGGCGCUGCGAAUUCAGUGUACAAUCGUGUCACAUCCAUCAGAAAU
Molecule: messenger RNA, 1106 nt
Organism: Pisolithus orientalis
Lineage: Eukaryota; Fungi; Basidiomycota; Agaricomycetes; Boletales; Pisolithaceae
Exons: 4
Coding region: 289-951 (220 amino acids)
Source: RefSeq, a predicted model, not a curated record